AAAUUUCGUGGCUUCAUCAACGCUUAAAUUAUCGUUAGAUAAUUCGACCGAAAUUUUUGAUUCAUUUUUGUUAAAUCGAGCGUAUACAUUUCAACACGUACGACUAUUUUAACCGGUACCGGCUUAUUGCAGCUGAUUUCAAUUUCGUUUUCUCUCUCAUUUGUGAUUGACCGGACAAAUUGGCCAUGGCAUGAUAUUUGGUCGAGAAAUUCAUGUUUCAAACGGAAUUUUCCAAUCAAUUUUUUCAUACAAUGAUGAUAAUACACAUCAUUCAGCUGUCAUCUAUCAAUUUUACAAAUAUUCCACUUGAUGAAAAUCAUUUAUAGUCAUUAUUGUUUUUGUAUAGAAGAAUCACCGAAUUAAAUAAUUCGAAAAUGUCAUCAACAUCGUUAUUACGGUCAUUUCGAUGGCAACAAAUUUCAUUACCACAAAAUACCACUGCCCGGCGAUUGAUUAUAUUUGGUCCACCAUUAAUUCUUGGCAGCCUUUAUCUUUGUAAACAGAUUUAUCUGUACCUGAAAUUUGGACGAAAAAAACGAUUAAAUAUUGAUAGUGGAAAUGUCUAUGAUACUUUUGAUCAUUCACAAGUAACAACACCGGGUACAAAUACUACUACUGUUACUAAUAAUUCUAUUUCAAUAAAUCAUUCAUCAUCGGAUAAUGCUGAUGGUUGUGUAAUAUCAACAACCGGUGAUCAUCAUCAUCAUUCAUCAUCAAUCAUAAAAAUACGUUCGGCAUUACUUUCAAAUAAAUGUUCAUAUUGUCGUAGUAAUCAAAAAUUAUCAUUUAAAGAUUCAGAUAUAUUUGAAACAUCAUUGAAGAAUCUAUCAACAACACAAUUAAUCAAAGUUAGCCUAGAUAAAUUAAAUAAUGUAACACGUACAUUGGAUGAAAUGAAAAUGAAACAGAAUAUUCUUAAAAAUAUAAAUGAUACAUCAAAUAUUGAUACAAGAAUCGAUGAUCUAUAUGAAAAACUUGAAUCAAUGAUUUCAGAAUUUGAAUCAUUACGAAAUGAAAAUAUGCCCAUAACAUAUGGACCAUCAACUAUUAAUCAAAUUGAUGAUAAUAAUGAUGAUGAUUUUGAUGAUCAAUCAUCAUAUAUAUCAUCGGCGACAACAACAUCACUUGGUUAUUGGGAUCCAGAGCCAAAUUUACAUUUUUUUCAAUUAUAUCAAGAUUCAUUGCAAAUGGUUGAUCGAAUCAAACCACCAAAAACAGAUCGUACAAUAACAACUUGUAGUGAAAAUUAUGAUGAUUUUCUUGCCAAAGUUCAUUGUUUACGACAAGCAUUUGCUGCAUUAUUCACUAAUAUUGAAUUGCGACAACGUUAUGCAAAAAUUGGUGAAGAAAUUCUACGUAUUUUGUUGGAUCAUUCAUUGAGGGAUUCAAACGAAUGUAUCAAAGCAUAUUAUACGUUUUUAGAUUAUGCACAAAAUGAUGAUUAUGUUGCUACAACUGAAAUGGAACUUGAACCAAGAAAAAUUGCCAUGGUAUCAUUCUAUGAUAUUGUAUUGGAUUAUAUGUUGCUUGAAUCAUUUGAUGAUAUUGAAAAUCCACCAUCAGCUGUAAAAAGUAUAAUUAGUAAUAAUUGGUUAUCGGCAUCAUUUCGUGAGAUUGCAUUACAAACAACCGUAUCGACUGUGAUGCGUAGAAAACGUUCCAAAUUGAUUGUUAAAGAUGGAUUUUUUGAACAUUUUUAUCGUAUAUUGGAUCAUUUAUCACCAAUAUUAGCAUGGGGAUUUCUCGGUACAGAUGAUAAUCUAAAAUUUAAAUGUGAAUCCGUAAAAGAUUCUACACAUGCCGUUGUACGUGAUUAUUUUUCAUUCGAUCGUUGCCGUUAUACAUAUCUUGAUGAUCUUUGUGACGAUAUUAAACGAGUGACUGAAGAACGUUUCUGGGAAUUGAAUAAUAAGCUCAAAAUUCUGAAUAAUUCAGACUUAUAAUUGAUGUAAAAAAAAAAAACAAAAAAAAAAAAAAAAUUUUCUUUA
This is a messenger RNA of Dermatophagoides farinae (American house dust mite), 1988 nucleotides long. RefSeq names its product mitoguardin (gene Miga). Lineage: Eukaryota; Metazoa; Arthropoda; Arachnida; Sarcoptiformes; Pyroglyphidae. Gene Ontology annotation, biological process: mitochondrial fusion. The record is from RefSeq and is a predicted model, not a curated record.